AUGUCUUCUUCAUCAUCCACAUCAAGCCUCACCAUUCUCGCCACACCUCCCUCCCCGCCUACGUCGAUCCUCAAGUCUCCCGACUCACCAAGAUCCGAGAACGAAAAGAAAGUGAGAUUCUCAGAGGAGAAUGAUUAUUUCACUAUACCCCCUAGAAGAUCCAGAUCCAAACACAGACACAGAGACAGAUCCGAUACUCGGUCCAUAUCAUCAUCUGAGUGUAGUCUGAGAAAGAUCCUCGAGGUUUAUCAAUCUCCCCCUGCCUCUCACCCUCGAGCCGCGGGUGACACCAAAGAUCUUAUCAAUGAUCAGUGCGUGUGGGGUAUAGAGGAGGAAUGUAUUGGUGAUUCCUAUACCCAAUCUGGCGUAGAGAGAGCACGAAGAGAAAGAGAAGAAUGGCUUGGUAAACCGUCGUAUCGGGAUCGUACCUUGUCAUUUUCUAUCACCAACUUAUUCGACAUUAUUAUGGAUUUCUUGAAUUUUGGAUCUGGAAAAGUAGUCGAUGAUCCUUCAGAGUUGAAUGAUAUGAAUGAAUACAAGAUUACCACCAAGAGACGACUGUUUAGACCUACUACGUAUAGUAUCGUGUUGAACGAUAUGACAAGAACAACCUCUUGA
Messenger RNA from Kwoniella mangroviensis CBS 8507, 618 nucleotides. RefSeq lists its product as uncharacterized. NCBI's taxonomy places the organism in Eukaryota, Fungi, Basidiomycota, Tremellomycetes, Tremellales, Cryptococcaceae. The transcript is spliced from 3 exons. The record is from RefSeq and is a predicted model, not a curated record. Bases 1 to 618 code for a protein of 205 amino acids.